Molecule: messenger RNA, 3406 nt
Organism: Phanerochaete carnosa HHB-10118-sp
Lineage: Eukaryota; Fungi; Basidiomycota; Agaricomycetes; Polyporales; Phanerochaetaceae
Exons: 7
Coding region: 1-798 (265 amino acids)
Source: RefSeq, a predicted model, not a curated record
AUGUCGUCGACGUCGACAGAUACAGCCUUUCUUGCGGGUGUCGAAGUUUUCUUCUUCGACGUCAUUGGCACCGUUCUCGAUUGGAAAGGCAGCGUGCCGAAGCAGCUGCGAGUCGUGGUCAACGUCGAAGCUGCAGUCGACUGGACUCGGUUUGUGGUGGAGUGGAGGACAGCCUUCUGGAACAAGCUGGAGCCGCUCGCAUCUGAGGAAACGGUUCGUCCGGGGGCGAUAGACAUUAUCCAGCGCGAGGCACUUGAUACAUUGCUAAGCACUCCUCCAUGGAGCCAUCUCGGAGAGCUGUGGGACGACCAGAAGCGCCAGGAGGCUGUCACGAUGUGGCACAAGCUCAACGGUUGGCCCGACUCCUCUCGCGCGCUGUACGCCCUGAAGAAGCAUGCCGUCAUCAGCACCCUCGCGAACGGCAGCGUGCGCCAAUUCGUCGACAUCGCUAAACAUGCUGACCUGCCCUGGGACGUUGUCCUUACGGGCGAGCUCCUCGGCGGGUACAAGCCGAACCCUGCCAUAUACCACGCCGCCCUUGCCCAUCUGUCGGUCACUCCAGCACAGUGCUGCAUGGUCGCCGCACACGCGUACGACGUCCGUGCCGCCGGCGCGCUCGGCGUCCGGACGGUGUACGUCCGCCGCGAGACCGAGGACCAGGAGGCGGUCGAAGGCCAAGGCAGACUGUGCGACAGUGUGCGGCCGAAGAGCGAGGGCGGAGACGUCGACCUCGUCGUUGAGUCGCUGGAUGAGCUCGUGCGGGUCGUCGAGCGGGUCAAGGGCGCGGCUGCAGCGUGAGCAACCGGCAGGGUCGCGUGACGACAAGUUGCGCGCUGAACAUGCGGGUGUAUUCAAGAAAAUUGCGGGCUGUGAAACAAAAGCGAUGCUAUGCUACAGAUCGAACGUGAAAGAAAUGCCAAGAAACGCCAAGAAACAAAAAAAAAAAAUGGUAGACUGUGUGACGAUUAAUGCGGUGUACGGUAGGCACUGCGUGUGAAGAAUCAAGAAGUCAGGCGCCGUAUGGUUCACUAGUUUUACAAGAGAUAUUUAACAGAUGGGUUAUUCAGAUCACGACGAGAUUAAAUUGCACUAUCAAGCGGCUUCGACAGUCCAGGCAGCCUGGACGUCGUAGUUGUCGUGGGUUGCGUGGUAUUGCUUUUCGGUUCGAUAAAGUCGGUGGACGAGACAUCUGCGACUGGGCGAUGCUCGGCCUUAAGGGUAUCGCCAGGAAAGAGAUGUUGGUCGGCGGAGACAGGCUCCUGGGGAACUAAUGCAGAGAUGGUCAGUGCAAUGUCGGAUAUCUCCUUCGUCUCGACUUCGAUUGUGGGCUGCUUCGCUGGUGCAGUCGGCGGGGGUGCUUCAGCGUUGUCGUCGCGGCCUCGGCUAACUUCAAGUGGGCCUCCUGGUUCCUUCAUAUCGUGACACGCAGUCCCGCUGGGUGGCGCCAAGGGCUCGGCAGGUUCUUUGCCGGCCUGAGCGACGUCGUGAUCGACUUCCAUAUGGUCGUUUGUCGCCGCCGGCUGCUCUGCGACAGCGCUGGCACCCUGCAUGAGACCAAAUUGCGCCGUCAACGACUGCAAGUCGUCCUCAGGCGGCUUGCUCGCCGCUUUUAGCGCCCUUGCGAGGAUAAACCCCAUGUCGCCGUCUGUCAUGCCACCCACCGGCGGCCGCGACAUCAGACUCUGCACAUCCGACGCGCUCGACUGUGCAAGCCCACCAGCAUCCUCUUCGUCGGACGGUCCUGGCGUCAGCGGACCCGACAUGCACCUCCAAAGGACAAGCUCAGUCGAGGUCCACUCAUCGAUGGCGUCCUUGGAGCCGACGUAGGCAUGUAUGUUCGGAAUGCCCUUCUUCCGGACAAGGCCCUCCUCGGAAUACGGAAGCCGUCUCCAGUGCUUGAGCGGUUUGCCGACAUAAAAUCCUCCUCGCUUCUGCACCGGCGGACGAGGGUCGGCUGCCUGUAAGGACGACCCAUCCACGGCAGGUGCGACUGACGGCGCGACCGACGCACGCGUGUCUGCUUGCGUGGACGACACAAGCUCGUCCUCCCCGCUCUCCUCCUCGGCGCCAUCCGACGCGUGCGUAUGAGCUCUCGCAAAACGCGGGUCGUGGGCAUCGUCUUCUUCAAAGUCGUUUGGCCGAGAGACGAUGAUGUUCUGACUCGAACUAUCCGCGACGAUGCCGAUACCAAUGCGGUCCAUCUUGACGCCAUAAAUCGUGCCCCACACCGCACCCUGAGGCAGCGCCAUCUUCGCCGCAAUGUCAAGUUCUUGCUGCGUGGGCGCAGUGUGCUUCUUCGGCGGCUUGGGCAUAAGAGAAGGCUUCGUGUCGCCGGCAACGGAGACGGAGCGUCGCAGGUUUGUAGAACGCGAGGUAGAACGUCGGUGCCGAUUUUGAUCUGCCUUGUCCCUGGUUUUGGCCGCCGCAACCUUAGCCUUCUCCUUCAGGAGCGACUCGAAAUAAUACGCGGAUGGUGCGAUGUUAAUCUUCUCGCCGCGACUGGAGACAUACACCUCUCCACGCUUUUGACAGCAGUGGGUGCAGUUACAGAUCUGAAGGCACCUCGGGCACUUGAAGGAGACCGCGUAUACAUCAAACUCCAUAUCCGGAUAGCUAUCAUCACGAAUGAGCUCGCGAACACAGCAAACAAACAACGAGAAAACACGCACCGGAGCCUGAUACAUUUCUCGCAAUACACAGCCCCGCAGGUGUCACCGUCCUCCUUGAUGACCGUACACCGCAGCUUCUCAAAGUAGUUCCUGUUCCGGCACUGGUGGCAGUACGGCACGUCCACAGCAAGCUCCCGAAUCUCUUCUGCCGUCCUGUCCUCUCCCGCGUCUGCGGCAGCCUCCCCGUCCUCGCCCGGCGGCCUGGACGCAGAAUCGUCGUCCGCAUGGGCGAACCCCGCCUCCACGGCGCGCGCCGACGGCUUCCGCCUGCGCUUGCCCUCGGGCCCCUCCUUGACCCAAUACGACCCCGGCUCGCGUCCUUCUUCUUGCGCGACGCGCGCGCGAUACCCCACGUCCGCGGCGCGCUCCUUGCCCUUCGCCUUGCCCUUCCCGCCGGGCGCGGCCGCGCCCAGACGCGCCUUCGACUUCGGCCCGGGUUUCGACGCGUGCGGGGCUCGCUCCUCGUCGUCUUUCGCAGCAAUAUCAGAGGUAGUGAUAUCAGCAUCGGCAACGGCAACGGCAGCUGCGCGGGCGGACGGCGGGGUCGGCGUGGCGGUCAGCGAGCGCGGGCGCAGGGGCGUGGGCGGCCCGCCAAGGAGCGACGGAUCAAUGGUGCCCACGCCGCCCUGAGGAAACACGUGCGGAUCGACGCCGAGAGCCGGGCCCAUGGCUGCGUGGUGUGCGUGCGCAUGCGCCGGCCCGAUACCCAUGCCGACGCCGCCGACGUUGCCGCCGCC